CAGGCACAUUAUUACAUGCAAUGGCAUCACCAGCUUUGUUAAUUUUCCUUCAUACUAAAAGUUGAAAGAAUCAUGGAGAAUAAACUCUAAUCUGGUGUUAAGCUUUUUUGUGAGAUCUCCAUCCCGAAUACUGCUUACUUUCCCACAUUGAGCUUAGUCGUUCGAGUUAGUAGAUAGAAUGUUCUUCCAUACUCUGGCAUUUCGUACCUUGAAGUAACCUUCUUUGGGAUGGCUGUUUUACUCUUUGUCUCCAUUUUCAUCAUGAUUGGCUGGUUUAGCGAUUUUGUGUUUCUUUACAGAAUUUUAGAAAGGGGUUUCUAUUUAGUGCCUUGCCUAACUUCACUUCUCCAGAAGAUCUUUAAAGCGGAAUGGCAUCUCCCGAAUGCCAAAUAGUGAGAAUUGUAGCAUGACGAGUAUAGCUUGUGAUCAAUAUCAUUGACUCCUAUUCUUUAUUCUUUCGCUAUGAUUUAACUUACAAGAGGAUUCGAAAGUUACUGAUCUUUGCUACCGCCUAGUGGUACAUUUUAUUCCUUUACGAGCAGUCGUCUGAAAAAGGGUUUGCUAUAUUUUUUCCUUUUCGCAACGAAAAGAUCAUUCAUUUUAAGUUCACACAACUUUAGCAGUGCCUGUCUUCUCAACAACUAGCCAAUAUGGCGCCGAUCACUUUCAACUUCAAGCUACUACUUGGACGUGCAGAAGGAACUCCUUCACACCCUACUCUCUCUGUUGAGCAUCUUCCACCAUCAGUUCUUGAACAAAUCGGAGUACAACAGCCUCCGCCAGGUAUCAAGGCUAAUUUCGUUGAUCCCGAAAGCAUAGGAGGUGUACUUCUAGCUUUCUCAAUUAUCGGAAUUGUCAUCAUGUCAAUAUGUGUUGCUAUUAGAGGAUGGGUAAUAUUCAAACUCAUACGGCCUAUAAAGUGGGCCUGGAGCGAUACUGUUUUCACGGUCGCUGUACUCGCUGCAUUGGCAAUGUUCAUCGACUUGAUAGUAAGCACACAAUCUUUUCGUUCCCAGCCCCGUAUAUCUAAACAUUCUCUCAUAUACAGUCACCACUUUUCCAAGACAAACUUUCCUGAAAGUACUUACUGACUGUGACUGGUAUUUUAGUUGACCGUUACCGGUAAAGGGCAGAUCGGUAUUCAUCAGUGGAACGUCCAAGUAUCUAGUAUCGUCUUAUCAAGCAGAUUUUUCAAAACCGCUGCAGUCAUUAGCCUUCUUACUCCUAUAUGUCUUGGUCUAAUCAAAAUCACCAUUUUUUUAACGUACAUCGAAAUAUUCUCUCGACUAAGGUGGAUCAAAAUAUCAUGCUGGGUUGGUAUCGUAAUCACUUCGAUAUUCUAUCUGAUAGUUAUGUCCUGCGCCAUCUUUUGGUCAUUCCCACAUAUAGGAGAAACAUUUGUCGAGCAUUACUUGAAAGCUGUGGGGGCAAUUAAAUCCCAAGAACUCAGUAUACCGACGGCUUCGGUGGGACUAACAAUUGACGUAUAUCUUUUCCUUAUUCCUGCGCUCGCGGUUAGUGGGCUUAAAAUGCAGCGGAAAAAGAAAGUGGCUGUCAUGCUCAUUUUCACAACUGGAUUCCUGUAGGUUUCUCUUUCUCCAUCUCCGAGUCAGUUCCUCCGUCCCGAAUAAAUUAUCGAGAAAUCCCGCGGAGCCAUUUAUUGACAAUAUGCAGUGCCAUUAUAGCCUCAAUUCUAAGCAUCAUAUACCGUGUCAAUAUGAACAGACACAUUGAUCACACAUGGAACUCGGUCGCUGUAUGGGCACUCACUGCGGGAGAACUAUGGAUCGGCUUGAUUAUCGCCUGUACGCCACAUUUUACAAAAUUCUUCCGCGUAUGUCAAAAAGUAUUUUCCAGAUUUGGAUCGGUAAUAAGGUAUUGGCUUUGCUGUUGCUGCAUGUCUUGGAAAGAAAUGGACUCGAGGAGAUCUGCGGCGAGGUCUAGUAAGAAAUUUGAGGAGACCAGCGCGAAAAGUAGUGAUAAGAGUGAGGGUUCACAUUUUUCAGAGCCGGAAAAGCCGAAGAAACAUGUAAAUUUGUAUCCGAAUCUCGAUAUUACCACGGUAAACAGGACUCUCAUCGAACAGAAGGACUGGUGAGAUAGAAAGGUUUUUGAAGGGGUGGGCGAGAUGCGGAAAAUGGCAUGGAUUAUGACCGCGGACGGCGCAGCUACGUUGACAGAGAUAAUCAUGACGGGAGGCGGUUAUUUUCCAUCGUUUACUCUAAUAUUUCUUUGUUCAGUAAAGAUUACCGCUUUGCCAAUGAUUGACCAUCCAUCCAUUGUGAUUGUGGAGUUUUACAUGGAGAAUUACUACUCUUGAUCAUGAGAGAAUUUGUCAUAUCUGUAGAUGAAGUUUUACCUCCCGGAUAUGUUGUUUCGGGCUGUUCUGUGCAACCCUUGAUGAUCUGUAAGAUAGUUAAGAUGAGGAGUGCGUAAGGUUGUGAAAUG
Messenger RNA from Sclerotinia trifoliorum, 2448 nucleotides. The record is from the annotation of a GenBank genome assembly. Lineage: Eukaryota; Fungi; Ascomycota; Leotiomycetes; Helotiales; Sclerotiniaceae.